Molecule: messenger RNA, 2082 nt
Organism: Prorocentrum cordatum
Lineage: Eukaryota; Dinophyceae; Prorocentrales; Prorocentraceae
Source: the annotation of a GenBank genome assembly
AUGCGCGCGCCGGCGUCCUUGGUGACGGCGUUCGAGCGUCGCCGGGACAACCAAAUUCAGGGGCUGGAGCUCCUGUCCAUCGCGCUGGGCAUGUGCACCUUUGCAGGUGAAUUGCAGGGCUGCGAUUUGCAUGUCUACAGUGACAACACCGGCGCGGAGGCCUGCCUCCGUAAGGGCGCGGCGAAGGCUUUUGACCACUCUUGCAUCGUCCACUCCAUGUGGAAACGCGCCGUCGAGCUCGACGUCGAUCUCGCCGUGUUUCGCGUGCCCACGGCGCUCGAUGCGCCGCCGCUCCUGUCACCUCUAGUCUUCGCGUUAACUCGCAAGCGGGCGGCCAUUGUCUGGGCGGCUGAUUUCUUGGCCGGAAACGGCUUUGUGCGUGCUUGCGAACUCGCCAGCGCGGACACCGCAGACCUGGAAGGGUGGACAGUCACCGCGCAGGUCAAUGUCGAGGUCUUGCAUGAAUUAUUCAGGGCUGCGAAGCUGGCGGCGCGCCGAGGCGCGCGUCGUUUGCCCCACGCAUUCGCAAGUCUCCCGCGUACCGUGGCUCGCGAGGCGCCGACCCCCAGUAUCAUCGACCGCCUGGCCGCGCCGGUCGCGCCGCCCGUGGCGUGCGGGCCCUGGGCGGCGCUCGCAGAGACCGCCGCGCGCCUCCGCGGUCCUGCAGACGCGGCCCGUUGGCGAGAGGUCAAACGCGCUCGCGCCAUGCUGCAGCCAUGCGCGAGGUCGCUCCUGAGCGUGAGAAGCGGCCUCAAGUGCUUGGCAGCUUACUGCGUCAGGGUGUUGCAAUACCCGUGCAUGCAGCUGCCGCCAGCCAGCGCGGACUUAGUCGCCUGGGGCGCUUUAUUUCGCUGCGGCGCGACAUACGCGAACCAUUGCGGCUACGUCAGAGUCGGGUGUCUCCUGGCAGGGACCUGCGCCGCCGUAUUCGACAGCCCUGAGGUCAGGCGUGCGCGCGCCGCCGUUCGGGCGCGGGGUGAUUGGAUUUCGCGUCCGCUCUUAUUCAUCCGAAAGUGGGCAGUCGCCUCGCUUGUCGGCUUGGGCGCGCGCCGCCCCGAGUGGCUCCGCGCCUCGAUGCUUUUCCUUCUCGCCUAUACGUUUCUGCUGAGGGUCCCCAGCGAGGCGUUGCCGGCCGUGCGCGUGGACGACGCCGGCGACGCGCCGUCCUUUCAAGCGGCGCUCGUGCUGGGCGCAGCGGAGCACACGCUGCUGCUGCGUCGGCGGAAGAACAAGGCACAAGGCAGUCGCUUGACGCGGAGGUGCUGGUGCGCAUCGUGCCGCGCCACGUGCCCCGUGCAUAACCUGGGCCCCUGGUUGGCGCGGCGCGCGCCGGGCUGCGGGCUUUCUGAUGGCAUCUCGGCGGCCGCCGCGUUGCGUACCCUGCGCGAGAUGCUCGCAGCCCUCGGUGUCCAGGAAGCGGGCCUGUUUCGGCUGCACGACCUCCGCAGGGGCCACGCUAGUGACCUGCAGGAGGCGGGCGCGACGCUCGCCGAGAUCCUCGCGGCUGGAGAGUGGCGGUCCUGCGCCUUCAUGGCGUAUCUCGACCGCGACGAUCUGGAGAGGGACGCGGUCGUGGAGGCGGAGCCACGUGACCGCCGCCCGCGCCACGGCGCCCUGCACGCGCCAGGCGCGAGGCUGCCCCGAGCGGCGGGCGUCGGGCCUGGGCCUUCGCAGCCGCCCAGAAGGGGCCAGCCUCGCACCGCGCUGCACCCGCCGACGGCGGCAGCAGGCGGGGUCGAGGCCCUGCACGCGCGGCCCGAUUUGUGGGGCGUCGCCGCCUCGGGGCAGCCGAAGUUCCACAGCGGCUCCUUCGAUCUCGCCGAGGCGAGCCGGCUGAACGCCGCGUCCAAGCCCUGGAGGUACGGUGAGUCCAGGGGGCAGCCCUCGUCGAAGUGCCCACGCUUGCUGGGCUUCUUCGAAGUGCUCCCGCGGGUGGGUCAGCAGGGCCCAGUACCUGCUGACUCCAGGUGUCGGCGGCGCAAGGUCGCACCGCCGGGCGGCCAACAAGGUCGAGGGCCGCGCGUAGACCGAUGCGCCCACCAUCAGGAAGAUAGCGAGGCGCAGGUGCCCCCGCUCCGCUAG